Messenger RNA from Humulus lupulus (European hop), 2827 nucleotides. Its product is annotated as serine/threonine-protein kinase WNK8-like. The record is from RefSeq and is a predicted model, not a curated record. The transcript has 8 exons. Lineage: Eukaryota; Viridiplantae; Streptophyta; Magnoliopsida; Rosales; Cannabaceae. Bases 698 to 2557 code for a protein of 619 amino acids. Gene Ontology annotation, cellular component: cytoplasm. Gene Ontology annotation, molecular function: protein serine/threonine kinase activity; ATP binding. Gene Ontology annotation, biological process: protein phosphorylation; intracellular signal transduction.
CUGGAAUUUAUGUCGAGCCGAAUAUGGGCCAAAUUCUAACGAGAACAUUAGGCGAAUUUUUUUAUAAAAGUUCCUUCCGCCAUUACCGAUUUCUCAAAUCCAUUCAACCAUACAAGUGUCUGUUUCUACCUUCUCUUCCGCAGUCAAGGUCCAUUUCCUUCUCUCCUUCACACACUCAGCUGUUAAUCUUCUUUUUUUUUUUUUCCAUCAGCUCAUAAUCUCGUAACUUUUUUUUGUUUAUUUUUAUUUUUAAUAUUUUUCUCCAAAUUUGAGUACUCAAGCUCUGAUUCUGAGACGUGGGUUGUUGAUCAAAAUGGUUUUUGAGAAAUGGGUCGUACUGGGUUUGGUUUGAGGAUGGUGAAUAUGUCUGGUAUGGAGGGUCGGGUUUUGAACUCAGGUGGAAGUUCAUUCCCUGACUUCUUUCACUUCGAAUGCCGAUUACACCCGAAAUCGGCAUUCGGCUCUUUCAGCAUUUCCUUCAAAGCCUUAUAUAAUCGCCAUCUUCGUUGCUUGUUACUGGUCAACCUCAACAAACGAAUGCUUUGAUCUUUCAAUAGAGGGGAAAAAAGAAAGAAAAAAAAUAGAUAAUGGAACGUACGUAAAAAAAUCAUUUAUUGUCUUCUUCUUCUUUUUUUUUUUGGGUGCUGUUUUAUUUUUCUCUUUCCUUUUCUGGGAGGUUUUGGUUUCUUAGCAGGAAAUGUAUACAGGGGUUGAUUUGGCGUCACAAGCAAAUAAUGGAGCGUUUGGGAUAAUGGGGACUCCUGAUGUAGAAGCUGGUUUUGUAGAGAAAGAUCCCACCAAUCGAUAUAGUCGGUACAAUGAAAUAUUGGGGAAGGGCGCCUUUAAGACUGUUUACAAGGCGUUUGAUGAAGUUGAUGGAAUAGAAGUGGCUUGGAACCAAGUGAGGAUUAACGAUGUUUUGCGGUCACCUGAAGAUCUGGAAAAGCUUUACUCUGAAGUUCAUCUCUUGAAAUCACUGAAACAUGACAAUAUCAUCAAGUUAUAUCACUCCUGGGUGGAUGAUGAACAAAAAACUAUUAACAUGAUAACUGAGCUUUUCACGUCUGGGAAUCUAAGACAAUACCGCAAGAUUCACAAAAAUAUUGAUGUGAAGGCUAUAAAGAACUGGGCUAGACAAAUCCUCCGUGGUUUGGUGUAUCUUCAUAGCCAUAACCCACCUAUUAUUCACAGGGAUUUGAAAUGUGACAAUAUAUUUGUUAAUGGUAAUCAUGGGGAAGUUAAAAUUGGAGACCUUGGAUUGGCAAUUGUCCUGCAGCAGCCUACUGCUCAAAGUGUCAUUGGAACUCCUGAAUUUAUGGCUCCUGAGCUCUAUGAAGAGAAAUAUAAUGAACUUGUCGACGUAUACUCUUUUGGGAUGUGCAUGUUGGAGAUGGUUACUUGUGACUAUCCAUACAGUGAAUGCAAAAACCCAGCUCAAAUCUAUAAGAAGGUUACCACAGGCAUUAAGCCUGCUGCUCUUCGCAAGGUGAAGGAUCCCCAAAUCAAGGAGUUUGUUGAGAAGUGCAUAGUACCAGCAGCUGAGAGAUUUUCUGCAAAGGAGCUUCUCAAGGAUCCAUUCCUUCAAGUUGAAAAUCCAAAGGAAUUAACCCGUGAUCCAGUACUGCUACCCAAUAAGAGUUUCAAAGCAAUAAACUUAACAAAAUCUGGUUCUUCCUCGAUGGACAUAGAUCCGGAUUAUAAGCAGCUCUCUGAAAGCACUGGCACGGAGAGCAACAUGAGUAGCCCAGAAAGUUCAGUCUUGGAGUUCCUAAGAACCAAUACAAGGAACGAAUUCAGGUUGAGAGGGAAGUUAAAUAGUGACAACUCAGUAUCAUUGACCUUGCGAAUAGCUGAUUUUUCGGGUCGAGUUAGGAAUAUACAUUUUCUCUUUUACCUCAACACUGAUACCGCAGUUUCAGUUGCGGGUGAAAUGGUUGAACAACUUGAGUUGGCAGAUCAUAAUGUGGCUUUCAUUGCCGAGUUGAUUGAUGACUUGAUACUGAAGCUUCUACCUGGUUGGAAGCCUUCCUUUAAUCAUUCCUCAUCUGGACCAACUGGUUCCAAUGGAACUAUUGAAGAUCAACCUUCAAUAGUAUUAGUUGCUCCCAAGGUAAUGGAUGAAGAUGCUUCGACAUGUGAUGUUAAAAUAGAUGAACUAGUUAGCUACAAUAACAAUGGAUGCUGUGAAGGCUUAAGUUGGUAUGGCUCAGAACUAGAACACCCGGAUUCAUGUUCUGCUGACAAAAAAUUGCAAGGAGAUAUCACCAAUGCUGGGAUUUUUAUCCCAGUUAACGGAAAUACUAAGAACUUGGCGUUGCAAUUGCCUGACUGGAUACGUAGAUCUAAUUUUAAAGGUUCCACAAGCAGCUGUACAUCACUAUGCUUAGCAGAUAAAGAUACAGAUGUUGAGCUUCAGUUGGAAUUAGCUUCCAUUGAGGCACAAUAUGAGCAGUGGUUUCAAGAGCUUUCGAAGAGGAAGGAGGAAGCAUUGGAGGAUACCAGAAAGAGAUGGGCAGAAAAGAAGAGGCUGGCAAGUCAUCAGUUGGGGGCAUGUUGAAACCCUAUUUCCCAUUACAUCCCAUAGUUGUGUAUAUCAUUGUUCUCUUGUUUUGGGGGCCUUUUUUUUUUCUCCCCUCCUGCACCAAAUUAUGUUUAAUAGUGCGGAAAUGAUUAUCUUAACUGAACUCUUGUUGUUGGUGUUUGAUUUUUUUUUUAUGGAAUUCAUUAAAUCAUUUUGUUUAGUAAAAGAUAUAUGCUGUACAUAAAUCGUAAGCAAUGUAUGUAUUUAUCCAGAUCAUUAGUUCUCUAAUAAAAAGACUAAACUUGA